Messenger RNA from Phragmites australis (common reed), 1028 nucleotides. RefSeq lists its product as uncharacterized. The record is from RefSeq and is a predicted model, not a curated record. Gene Ontology annotation, molecular function: GTPase activator activity. The transcript has 7 exons. Gene Ontology annotation, biological process: intracellular protein transport; activation of GTPase activity. NCBI's taxonomy places the organism in Eukaryota, Viridiplantae, Streptophyta, Magnoliopsida, Poales, Poaceae. Bases 157 to 924 code for a protein of 255 amino acids.
UCUGAAGUCACGGACGGGUGCAUUUCGACGCCAAAAUCCAUGGCGAGCUCGCCGCGAUCUCCACCGCCGGCGACGGCGCCGGAGUUUGAGAUCUCGCGGUAGUCCCGCAUUUUCGUGGCGCUGUCCAAGAAGGUGAUAAAUCUCGAUGAGGUGAGGAUGCUAGCAGCUCAGGGCGUCCCGGACGGGGCCGGCGUCUGGUCGACUGUGUGGAAGCUGCUACUGGGCUUUCUGCCCAAUGACCGUUCACUGUGGGAGCAGGAGCUGGCAGAGAAGAGAUCACAGUACGCAGCUUUCAAAGACGAGUUCCUUGUCAGCCCUGUAGGUGGCAAUAGCAAGAGUGCAAGACGAGUUGAAUCAGAAGGCCACCAUAAUGAAAAUGCACAGCAUGUUGACAAUGUGUUGCUCCACAGGUCGGAGUACUCGGAGAUUAUGGAGCAGAUCGACCGUGAUAUAAAGCGCACCCACCCUGACAUGCAUUUCUUCUGUGGUGACUCAUCUGCUGCAAAGUCCAAUCAGGAAUCUCUGAAAAAUGUACUAUUAAUCUUUGCCAAGCUGAAUGCUGGAAUACGAUAUGUGCAAGGCAUGAAUGAAAUUUUGGCACCACUCUUAGUCGCAUUUCGGAGUGAUCCAGAUGAUAAAAAUGCUGGAAUAUUCGCUGAAGCGGAUUCAUUCUUUUGCUCCAUUGAGUUGCUUAGUGGGUUCAGAGACAACUUCUGCCGGAAACUAAACAAUAGUGCUAUUGGCAUUCGGGGUACCCUCCAAAUUAUCACAACUUCUAGCGAAGUACGACGGAGAGCUUCAGCACCAUUUGGAAAUAACUACAGAAGUAUUUACAUACUACAGAGUGCCACCCUUCAUGCUGUAUCUAGGAUGUUUCUCUGUUCAGUUAGCCCUUCUACUCAAUUGGUAUUUGUAUUGACCUAAACGAGACAAUAAUGUUCUUACAGUAGUUCUGUUUUCUUAUCUAAUAUGGACAGCAGCACGGUGCUCCUUAUUGUAUAUAUCCUCGUUAUUAUCUUAUUUAUUUA